Penicillium riverlandense is the source of this 420-nucleotide messenger RNA. Its product is annotated as cupin domain-containing protein. NCBI's taxonomy places the organism in Eukaryota, Fungi, Ascomycota, Eurotiomycetes, Eurotiales, Aspergillaceae. The transcript is spliced from 2 exons. Bases 1 to 420 code for a protein of 139 amino acids. The record is from RefSeq and is a predicted model, not a curated record.
AUGCAAGAACCAGUCUACAACCCUGAGUCUCCUCUGGCAAAAACCACCGUGACUUACCAGUAUGAGCUAGUCAACUGUCCCGGAAAGACCAUAGUAGGAAUGCUUGUCGAAUAUCCUCCGAACGGUGCGACGCCACCUCACAGACACAGAGGCGCUUCCGUCUCCGCCUAUGUGAUCCACGGCUCUGUCUUGAAUAAGAUGAAUAAUAAUCCGAUGACGACAAUCGAGGAGGGCGGUUCCUGGUAUGAGGCACCAGGCUGCCAUCACCGGAUUAGCGCCAAUGCGAGCCAGGCGAAGCCGGCGGUGUUCUUCGUGACUUUUGUGAUCGACUCAGAGACUUUAGAGCGAGAGGGCCCAUCGGUACUUGUGCAAUAUGAUGUAGAGUAUCAGGAGAUUGUCGCAAAGAAAAUGCAUUCAUAA